CUCGCCAGGCGAAAGCAAAGCUUUGCUUGUUCGUGCGCGUUUCGAAUCACAUACACCACCCACUCAUACACAUACACACACAGUACACUCCGUGACAUCCAAGCCACACACACACGCCAAACUUUUAUGUAGUGCGCGAACGAAAUAAAUUCAUAUGCAUGGUUCUUAAAUAAUCCAAAACCGAGAAAACAAUAAUGGAAUAUAAGUAAUGUGAUUGGAGGUGCUCCGUGGGCCAAAAAGUCGUCUUUGCCAAUAUCGUUGGAUGUUUUCCAAUGCAACUGUUUUCUUCUGUAUCUGUUUUCCGCAACACCCACACUGCAAGCUAUUAAUAACUAACUAGGAGUGAAUAAAUUUUCACAUCAUCUGACUAAAUAUUCAAUUUACUAUUGAAAGUGCUAUACUGAACAUUUAAAUUACGUCAAAAAUGAUCGUACGCCAUCGCUCCCGCCGCGCGCGCAUGUGGAACAUGGGAUUAUUAUUCCUAAUCUACUACUGCGUAAGCGUUUACUCGGCGAAGGGCGAUGAAAAGGAUACUCCGGAUAUUCCACUUGACGUGGGCAGCCUGCCUGAAGCAGCCGAUGCUGACUUUGAGACUGACAAUGAGAUUACCACACCCAAUUCUCUUCAGACUAGCGAGAGGAGUGAUGCAAUGCCGGAGACAACCAUGGCCACUCCCAUACAUGGAGCUGUGCCGACUUGGCGAGCCAAACGAGAAAAUUGUACGCCGCCGGCUAUCGAGCAGUUUCCACAGCCGUUAAUGAACAAAUGGGCGCGACAACAUGGUGGACUCAUCUUACACAUUCUUGUGGCCAUCUAUACGUUCUUUGGUCUGGCCAUUGUGUGUGACGAGUACUUUGUGGCCAGUCUGGAUAGGCUGUGCGAGGAGCUUAAGCUGUCUCCGGAUGUGGCGGGCGCCACAUUUAUGGCCGCCGGCAGCUCAGCUCCAGAGCUGGCCACCGUUGUCAUUGGUGUUUUCUUUGCCAAGGACGACAUUGGCAUCAGUGGUGUCAUUGGCUCGGCGGUGUUCAACAUCAUGUUUGUUAUUUCGGUUUGUGCCCUGUGUUCCGGCACCGUUUGCCAGCUGAACUGGUGGCCACUUGUCCGCGAUUGCUUCUUCUACUGCGUGUCCAUAUUGGUCAUGCUGAUAAUCAUCUUUAAUGAUGUCAUCUCUUGCUUCGAAUCUGUGGUAAUGCUACUGUGCUAUGUGGGCUACUGCAUUGCCUUGCAUUUCAAUACGGAGCUGGAACGCUGGGCUCUGAGCUUAAAUCUGCCUUUUAAGCUGCCUAGCAAGGAGGAGCAAUCGGCAUUGGUUACUUAUAAGAAUGUGCCCGAAAGCUCAUACACUCAGGGCACACAGCCAAAGGAAACCGAAACAAGUCCUCAGCAGCAACCACAGCCAUCGACACAGGGCGACUAUCAGAGCUACAACGAUCCUAAUGCCAGCUGGGAUCCGAAUGCUGCUUGGGGAGAGGAGGGUCAGACUCAGCCGCAGGCCAUGACUGUCAGUGCUAGGCCAAGCCAGCCGCCGGUAGACGAUUGGGGCAUGAAUCAGUUUAACCAGGGUCAGGAAAAUAUGGCCUACAAUGCCGAUCAGCCGGAAUCUGUGGUUACAGGGGAAGCUGCAGCCACAUCGGCCAAAACUCAGGUUGCGGCCAAUCCGGCUGGCAUUGAAUACUACAAGUCGACAGAUAAACAACGUGAGCCACGCCCCGAUCCAUUGCUGCGACCCACUGAGGGCGGCCAGCCAGCCCUAAUUGCCUGGUAUGUGGUUUAUCCGAUACACUAUCUAUGCAAGAAGACCAUGCCGGAUUGCCGACAGCAACAGUAUCGCAACUGGUAUCCGUUCACGUUUCUACUGUCGAUGAUUUGGAUCUCCUUUUACUCUUACUUUAUGGUCUGGAUGAUAACAGUGAUUGGGUCCACGCUGGCUAUACCAGAUACAGUGAUGGGUCUGACGUUCGUAGCUGCUGGCGUUUCUGUGCCUGAUGCCCUAAGCUCAAUAGCCGUUAUCAAAGAGGGCUACGGCGACAUGGCCGUAUCGAAUGCAAUUGGCUCUAAUGUCUUUGAUAUACUAGUGUGCUUAGGUCUUCCAUGGUUCAUACAAACGGCCAUUAUCAAACCCGGCUCGCACGUCAAUGUUAUAUCCAAGGGUCUGGCUUAUUCCACCCUCUCGCUAUUCUCCACCGUCGUCUUCUUGAUACUCUCAACGCAUUUGAAUGGCUGGAAGUUGGAUAAGCGUUUGGGCAUAAUACUCAUGCUCUGGUAUCUAUUUUUCAUAACGCUGGCGUCGCUCUAUGAGAUGAACGUCUUUGGUUACAUGAACCCACCAGAGUGUGCCAGCACGUACUAAACAACUGAAUACAAUAUGAUCGUAUAACCAUAAAUAACAGACGCACUUAGAUUCGCAUCACCAGCACCAAUUACGAGUACCAUAUACAAAUACCUAAAAAUAUAUAUACAAUUGGUAUAUAUAUAGCCAUAUAUACAUCAAUUCAAUAAGCAUAACUAUAGCAACAACAAGGUGUCCCAUAAAUAUUACUCAAAUGUGCGUUUUACAUGGAUUUUUACAUGCACCAAAAUGAAAGAAAAAUAUGAAAUAUAUCUAUGGACGAUAUAUAUUUAAAAGAUGCAUAUUUAGGAAAAAGAUAAAAAUGAAUCCAACUCCAUAUACAACAAUUAUAUGCAUAUAGCACUUUAGAUAGGGAGAAUUGUAUAAUAUUUAGUACAAUUAAAAUGCAAAACAACAAAUGAUAUUUGUUGCCACGGUUUAAUGGAACAACAACUAAAUAAUAGAAAAGGAACAACGCAAAAUUUCAGAUGGAAAAUACACUCACACAGAUUUAAAAAAUAUGUUAAAA
This is a messenger RNA of Drosophila hydei, 2858 nucleotides long. RefSeq names its product probable sodium/potassium/calcium exchanger CG1090. The coding region runs from base 425 to 2350 and encodes 641 amino acids. Gene Ontology annotation, biological process: calcium ion transmembrane transport; intracellular calcium ion homeostasis. The transcript is spliced from 8 exons. The record is from RefSeq and is a predicted model, not a curated record. Gene Ontology annotation, cellular component: membrane. Gene Ontology annotation, molecular function: calcium, potassium:sodium antiporter activity; calcium channel activity. Lineage: Eukaryota; Metazoa; Arthropoda; Insecta; Diptera; Drosophilidae.